This is a messenger RNA of Adineta ricciae, 867 nucleotides long. NCBI's taxonomy places the organism in Eukaryota, Metazoa, Rotifera, Eurotatoria, Adinetida, Adinetidae. The record is from the annotation of a GenBank genome assembly.
AUGUUAAAUACUAUCAGGUUGCAUUUAGCUAAAUCAUACGCAUACAAUUUAUAUUUAUUUUUUGAAUUCUUUACUCAAUCGUCAGAGAUGUCAAGUGCCAGUGAUUUCCAACGAAUAAAUAAUGCGAUAACAACUAAUAUUUCAAAGAUCAAGAACAACAUCAGCGAACUUGAAAGCCUCAUUCAGAAGAUUGGAACAUCAGACGAUUCUGAACCAUUGCGAGAUCGUUAUCUUCAUUUACAAAAUGAAAUGAAAACAUUGGUUCAGCAGACAAAUCGCGCUUUCGAGCAACUUCAAUCUACUCCGGUUAGAAAUGAAGACGAUCGAAGACAUAAAGAAAACUUAACCAAAACAUUAUCUCAACAGUACAUGAAACUAAUUAAUCGUUUUCAAGAAUUACAACGUCUUGGUGCUCAAAAAGAAAAAGCUAGUCUUGAACGAGCUCGCUCAGCUUCAUUCAGAAAACAUAGUAUGCACGAUUCAAACGGCGUAGACAAUGUAGCUUUCACAAACACGCCCUAUCAACAACAAGUUGUUAUACCUAUGGAACAAGAAGCAGAUGCACGAGCUAUACAAGAACGUGACAGUCAACUACGACAAUUAGAAACGAAUAUCAUCGAAGUGAAUGAAUUAUUUAAAGAUGUUGCUAAACUUGUACAUGAACACGGUGAAAUCAUCGAUAAUAUCGAAAACAAUGUCGUUGAAACUGAAGCACACGUUGAUACUGGUAAUCGACAGUUGAAACAAGCUGUUACUUAUCAAUCUGCAGCUCGACGUAAGAAGAUUAUUCUUAUCGGAAUCUUAAUCACAAUCAUUGUCAUUAUCGCAUUAAUUCUUGGCAUAUACUUUGGAGUCGCAAAAAAAUAA